AUGGUCCUGCAAGCGAUGACCUUGUUCAUUAUAUCCCUUCAGAACAUCGAUGCUCGUAUCUUAUGGAUGUUGUCUGGCAUCGCUCAGCGCAUUGGGCGGCGCAUUGGCCUACACCGCGAUGGAGACGUGCUCAAGUUACCGCCUUUUGAAGCCGAGAUUUGCAGACGCCUUUGGUGGCAAAUCAGCAUCUUGGAAGGGUUCUUCCAAAAGCUCGCCGGCACAGGAACCGGGGCGAAUGCCCAGGUCCUCAUCGGAGAUGUCAAAUUACCAGUCAAUCUGAACGAUACCGACUUGUUCCCCGGUAUGAAGGAACUACCCAAGGAAUCUGACAGGGCUACUGAGAUGAUGUUCUUCCUAAUUCGGUGCCAUCUUGGCGAGUUCUUCAAGCGCUUUGCUUCUAAGCAGACCGCAUUCGACGGAGUCUGGAGUAAGCUAUCCACGAACACCGUCGACGUAUACACCGAGGAGAAAGCCAUAGAUGAGCUGGAGCAUCUGUUCGAACGUAUGUACCUGCGACACUGCGAUUCAUCGGUUGUUUGCACUUAA
This is a messenger RNA of Ascochyta rabiei, 546 nucleotides long. RefSeq lists its product as uncharacterized. Gene Ontology annotation, molecular function: DNA binding; zinc ion binding. The record is from RefSeq and is a predicted model, not a curated record. Lineage: Eukaryota; Fungi; Ascomycota; Dothideomycetes; Pleosporales; Didymellaceae. Gene Ontology annotation, biological process: DNA-templated transcription. The transcript is spliced from 2 exons. Bases 1 to 546 code for a protein of 181 amino acids.